AUGGAUGUUGAUGAGUUAUUUGGAUCAGGUGGACAUGCUUAUGUAUAUCUUUGCUACGGCAUGCAUAACAUGCUAAAUGUUGUAGCUGACAAAGAAGGAAUUGGCUCGGCAGUGUUGAUCCGUUCUUGUGCUCCUGUCACAGGGCUUGAAACUAUCAAACAGCGUCGAGGUUUGGAUACCGAUAAGCCCGUUCUUCUUACUGGGCCUGGCAAGGUGGGCCAAGCACUAGGGAUUUCAAAAGACUGGUCUAACCAUGCUCUGUUCACUCCUGGUGGCUUGGAGCUGUUAGACGGGCCAGAAGUGAACGAAAUAGUAGUGGGUCCACGCGUUGGCAUAGAUUAUGCUUUGCCUGAAGAUGUUAGUGCCUUAUGGAGGUUUGCAAUUUCAGGUAGCCCUUGGAUAAGUGCUCCUAAAAACACCCUCAAGGCACCUUAAUUUUCAAAUCAUGGACAUGACUGAUGGGAA
Erigeron canadensis is the source of this 465-nucleotide messenger RNA. RefSeq names its product DNA-3-methyladenine glycosylase-like. The transcript is spliced from 5 exons. NCBI's taxonomy places the organism in Eukaryota, Viridiplantae, Streptophyta, Magnoliopsida, Asterales, Asteraceae. The coding region runs from base 1 to 435 and encodes 144 amino acids. The record is from RefSeq and is a predicted model, not a curated record. Gene Ontology annotation, molecular function: alkylbase DNA N-glycosylase activity; DNA binding. Gene Ontology annotation, biological process: base-excision repair.